Octopus sinensis (East Asian common octopus) is the source of this 463-nucleotide messenger RNA. RefSeq names its product cilia- and flagella-associated protein 300-like. The transcript has 5 exons. The record is from RefSeq and is a predicted model, not a curated record. Bases 16 to 348 code for a protein of 110 amino acids. Lineage: Eukaryota; Metazoa; Mollusca; Cephalopoda; Octopoda; Octopodidae.
UACUCAAUUCAUAAUAUGAAAUAUUGGAAGAGAAAGCUUAGAAAGGUACAAACAAGAAUCAAAGAAAUGACUAAUUCAGGAGAAAUCACUUGUUUCACUUUCCGCCAUGUGCCUGGCAAAACAUUUUCAUUCACAGAAAAUAAGGACAACUGCGACUUUCUUAUGAAAUGGGGUAUGAAGGAUACUUUGAAAAUUCAACUAUUUUCUUUUGAUCAAGCAUUUCAAUCUUAUCAGUACAAGACUCUGAUUAAUAGCUUUUUUAAUAAUCCAACAAUAAUUAGCAACUUGGAAAUUUGCUCAGCUAAUGGCUGGAGCAGACUUGGCCAAAGGCAUCCAAAGUUGACAUAGAGAUUGUACCCUGUACUCUCCUUUCUAUGGAAUUUUUUGAUCGAUUGAAAGAGAAUGGAGUUAUCUAUGAGAGUGGAAGAUUAUACAAAUGUUUUGAUGAGUAUUAUGAAAAUUU